Messenger RNA from Cetraspora pellucida, 1140 nucleotides. Lineage: Eukaryota; Fungi; Glomeromycota; Glomeromycetes; Diversisporales; Gigasporaceae. The record is from the annotation of a GenBank genome assembly.
AUGGCUGGUGUAACUAUCGGUUUUCUCAUGCCGUCAGUUUUUCAUCUAAUCGAUGAAUUACCGCUUAACACUCCACAUGUUCCGACAACUAUUGUUGGUAUAUUGUUUAUGUUACACUCCGAUAAAAAUAUUGAAGCAAGGAUUUACUGCAAUGCAAUAUGUUCUUUAGUAGCGGAACGAAUUUUCUUAGAAUACAUGGAUUCUUCACCGUUUCAAGAGCGUUGCCAAGAAACCAAUCAUAUGAGCUCUUCAUAUUCAUUUUUAAACUUCCAAGAACAAUAUCCAAACCAACAAGACCUACAUGAGGGUGAAGCAGCAAGAUGCGCAGAAGGAGCCUAUCAAGAAGAAAACCAACUCCAACAGGACCCAUACCAGGGAAUUUAUGGUCUUUCAGAGAUUUAUCAAGUACAUCAAUUGCCCCCAGAGGUCAAACAAGUGAUUUCUUCACCUCAAUUCUCGGAAGAGCCAACCUGGUUAACUUCUCAACUUCUUCCGGAGAACCGACAAAAUAAAUAUCUGGAACCUGGUAAUAUGACCUUUUCAUCUCAGUUCUCAGAACAACAAAUCCAGGUUUACUUAAAAACUCAAGAACUAAGUCUGGAAAUUGCCAACCUCAUUUCUCAGCUUAGGGAUGUCAAGGCUCAGCUUAGGGAUGAAGAAAAAGAAAAAAAAUUGCAUGUGGUGUUUGCAAAAGCCGGAGAAAAAGAUGCGAUGGAGUUUGAAAGAUUAUCCAUCAAAGAGUUAAUAAAAAUAGGCUUCGAAGAAGUUGAAAAAGAUCCAGACAAUAUGAAAUGCGUACAUACCGGAAUUGAAAGCUCUUCGUGGCCAACUGCUUUAACAGUUGAACGUUCUUCUCUAUCAGUUAUUGAUGUUCCUGUAGAAAAAUGGGGCCUUUCUGCGUUAGAAAGGUUGCUGCUAGGAAUUAAUAAUUAUGACACAAUACUCACUUUUAUUCUUUCAAUUAAUAGCCGACCUGAUUCCUCAGUCGUCCAACUAUACGAUAACGUAGUUGGACGAUAUAUUCGUAAACAUGGAGGAGUCGCUAUUGGUAUUGUAGUGGAUCCUGCUAUGGACAGGUUCGCAGCCAGUGCAUUUAAAGCAGCCGAAGCUGAAGAGUUGAGAAUGCUGUCCUCUUGUCAA